UUAAAAUCACCGUAUGAUAUGUACGGCUUCAAGAAGAGUUCAAAUCUUAGUAGUAUAUCAAAAGACAAGUACAAUUCCUGGUUUUCCAAUUAUGCACAGUACACCAUUAAUGAAAAACUGAAGUGGACUGCUCUAAUGAGAAGUAAUGGUUUAUCGUCGGUUAGUAACGAUAUCCCUACCAGAUAUCCGCCAAAGUCUGCCAAGGUCAAAAAGUUAAUACGCAAAGGUAUACCGCCAGAAUGGAGAGGAAAUGCAUGGUUCUUUUAUGCCGGUGGUUAUGAUAAACUUAAUAAACAUAGUGGUUUAUAUGAUGAUCUUGCUUCCAAUGGAAUCAAAAACAAGGAUUCCGAUAUCAUCGAACGAGAUCUAGAUCGUACUUUUCCAGACAAUAAAUAUUUCAAGCGUGAAGAUGGAAUAGAGCCUCACAUGAUUAAAAGUUUGAGGAGAGUUCUAACUGCAUUCGCUCAUUAUCGACCUCAGAUUGGAUAUUGUCAAUCAUUAAACUUCAUAGCGGGUCUUUUGUUAUUAUUUAUGAAUGAAGAGCGUAGUUUUUGGAUGUUAGUAAUCCUUACAGAGAGGAUAGUUCCAAAUGUUCAUUCUCAAAAUUUAGAAGGUGUUCAUACUGACCAAGGUGUAUUAAUGCUUUGUGUAAAGGAAUACAUUGAACUGAUGUGGUCAGUUGUUGGUAGGGGUUUCGAUGGGGCACCAAUUGCAGAGGACAAAAUAUUAAGUAAUUUACCUCCUAUUGCAUUGGUAACUUCGCCCUGGUUUAUGUCAGUUUUUGUAGGUGUUCUACCAAUAGAAACUACGUUGAGGGUUUGGGACAUAUUAUGGUAUCAGGGAUCAAAAACUAUAUUUAGGGUAGGUUUAACAAUAUUUCGUAUGUGUUCUGAGACAACUGUAUUUCAAGAUCAGAUACGCUCACACUUGCAAGCUGAAAUUGAUCAAGUUGAAUUAUUUCAGUUUAUGCAAAGCUAUCCCAAGACUUUACUAGAUCCAAACUUAGUACUUGGCAACUGUUUUAAGAAAAUUGGAGGAUAUGGAUUCGGUUCAUUAUCUCAAGCUGAAAUUGAUACCUGUCGGGAAUUUGUCUCCAAACAAAGA
This is a messenger RNA of Scheffersomyces coipomensis, 1104 nucleotides long. Its product is annotated as Rab GTPase-activating protein. The transcript has a single exon. The record is from RefSeq and is a predicted model, not a curated record. NCBI's taxonomy places the organism in Eukaryota, Fungi, Ascomycota, Pichiomycetes, Serinales, Debaryomycetaceae. The annotation marks the transcript as partial.